AUGGCAAGAUACAGCGAAAUUGAUGGCCUCGAGCAGGCCGUCAAAAACGCUCACAGAUGGGAUAUCCUCGAGCUCGAUAAGUACGGCAUUAUCUCAGCCCGCUGGAUUCCCACUGAGUCGACCAAAGGCCGAGACAUCUACUACAUCCUUUGCGUCUUCUAUUUCGUUCUGUCCCAAGAGCCUCUGGUUUCUCGUCUGACUAAAAUUCAACCCCUAAAUUUGAACAAGCCCCUCAAACCUCUCUCAGACUGGGUGGUCCGAUUCGCCAAAGAGAUCGGAAGCAGUAUGGACAAGCCUUCUUCGAUCAAUGAGGCUUGCAUAACGACAUUUCGAAACUCUCAACUCUUCCGUAUCGCGGCCCCCGACGAUGAUCAUAUCGUGACCUUCCCUGCUGAUUCUAUCUUCGCUGGAGCAUAUGCCAUUAGCGAAGAUUCCGAGGUGGUCCUGAAGAAGAAAGAGUGGAGGAUUGUGAAAGAGGAGGUGGUUCUAAAAAAUGUUCCGUGGAGAGUGAAGGACCUUCUCGGUACAUAUGGCGACGAACAGCUUCCCGAUGACAGCUCUCAAACAUAUGGGGAUGUCUUCAAAGAUGGACUCUGGACUCAUGUUUUCUUGAACUCCUUCGACUAUCACCGGCAGCAUGCCCCUGUGUCCAGGACUGUGGAAAUCAUCGAUGUCAUCGAAGGCGCGGCCUACCUCGAAGUUUUAGUCCAGACAGACGAGCAGGUCGGUCACAAUUAUCUGGAACUCUGCCGCCAGAUCUCCGGAAAACAAAGGACACCUUCCGGCAUCCGUACCCUUGACGCGCCCGACACUCCAGGCUACCAGUUCCUCCAGACUCGAGGGGUAGUGAUCAUCAACAAUGAGUACUUGGGUUGGGUUGCCGUACUUUCCAUUGGCAUGGCGAUGGUUUCUUCUGUUAACGUGAGAAAGGAGCUUCAAGCUCAAAGGAUCAAAAAGGGUGAAGAGAUUUCACAUUUCGCGUUCGGUGUCUCGGACUGCAUCAUUAUGUUUGAGCGCAAGGCGAGACAUUUCUUCUAUGGUGAAAAGUUAUGCAGGGCUUACUUCAAGCACAAAGAGCCUAAGUCCUUCGGAUCCCGUUUCGGGUUACCGUCUAGAUAA
This is a messenger RNA of Aspergillus pseudotamarii, 1119 nucleotides long. RefSeq names its product phosphatidylserine decarboxylase. The transcript has 5 exons. The coding region runs from base 1 to 1119 and encodes 372 amino acids. Gene Ontology annotation, biological process: phospholipid biosynthetic process. NCBI's taxonomy places the organism in Eukaryota, Fungi, Ascomycota, Eurotiomycetes, Eurotiales, Aspergillaceae. The record is from RefSeq and is a predicted model, not a curated record. Gene Ontology annotation, molecular function: phosphatidylserine decarboxylase activity.